Messenger RNA from Entelurus aequoreus (snake pipefish), 8091 nucleotides. RefSeq names its product DOP1 leucine zipper like protein A (gene dop1a). The transcript is spliced from 38 exons. Bases 347 to 7822 code for a protein of 2491 amino acids. Lineage: Eukaryota; Metazoa; Chordata; Actinopteri; Syngnathiformes; Syngnathidae. The record is from RefSeq and is a predicted model, not a curated record. Gene Ontology annotation, biological process: Golgi to endosome transport. Gene Ontology annotation, cellular component: trans-Golgi network; endosome.
CGUCGGACGUGCUGCGAAUCCGCAGUGCAGUCUGGGAGCUGUCAGCCCCCCUGCCUUUGAACCUCUGAUGAUGAGCUCAUGGUUUUAUUUGUACAUAGCGAGAUGAAGCACACCGGAAAUAUGUAGCAUGUACUCCGCCACUGUCUGCGAGCGACGCCCGAUUGCCAAAAGAUUAAAGCGAGUGACAAAGAUGCCGGGCCCUUCAUCUCCAUUCUUUUAGCAACCUGCUAGCAACCGUUAGCGUCAGCCCAUUUACUCCUCAAACCGCGCUCGUGUUUGAAUGACACCUUUCGGCCUUUAAGAUACGACGGUGUGAUGUGAGGAUAGCACAAUAACCACCAGGAGAAUGAAUGCAGAGGAAGUGGAGCUGCUCGGUGACUCCAAGUACAGGAACUAUGUGGCAGCGGUGGAUAAAGCCCUUAAGAGCUUUGAGUACUCUAGUGAGUGGGCAGACCUCAUCUCGGCUCUUGGCAAGCUCAACAAGGUUUUGCAGAACAAUGCAAAAUACCAGGUGGUCCCCAAGAAGCUGACAAUAGGCAAAAGGCUGGCCCAGUGCCUCCAUCCUGCCCUGCCCAGUGGAGUCCACCGAAAGGCCUUGGAGACCUAUGAGAUCAUCUUUAAGAUCAUUGGUCCCAAGAGGCUAGCCAAAGAUCUUUUCCUUUAUAGCUCUGGUCUCUUCCCUUUACUCACCAAUGCUGCCAUGUCUGUGAAGCCUGUGCUGCUGGGUCUCUAUGAGAUCUACUACCUGCCUCUUGGGAAGACGCUAAAGCCCGGCCUACAGGGUCUCCUCACUGGGGUGUUGCCUGGCCUUGAGGAGGGUUCUGAGUACUAUGACAGAACCAACACCCUGUUGGAGAAGGUGGCAGCAGCAGUGGAACAUUCGGCAUUUUACAGUGCCCUAUGGGGUAGCAUCCUGACCAGCCCUGCUGUGCGUCUCCCAGGGGUCACCUUUGUCCUGCUGCACCUCAACCGCAAGCUCUCCAUGGAGGACCAGCUCUACGUCAUAGGCAGUGACAUCGAACUCAUGGUUGAGGCUGUCAGUACGUCAGUCCAGGAUUCAAGUGUACUCGUGCAAAGAAGCACUUUGGACUUAAUUCUUUUCUGCUUUCCUUUCCACAUGAGCCAGGCCACUCGCCCUGACAUGAUAAGGAUCCUGUCAGCUGCUUUGCAUGUGGUUUUGAGAAGAGACAUGUCGCUGAACCGCAGACUCUACGCCUGGCUGCUGGGGUUUGACAACAAUGGGGUGAAAACAGGCCCCCGGAGCACUCGACAGAGCAACCCAGAAGAGCAUGCCAGUCACUAUUUCAACACCUUCUCAAAAGACAUGCUUGUCCAGGCAAUGGUGGGGAUAUUGCAGGGCAAAGCACGAGGUGGGGAAGAGGAAAGUGUUCUCAUGCACGACCUCAAGCCAUUUCGCAUCCUCAUCAGUCUACUGGAUAAACCAGAGCUCGGCCCUGCAAUCUUAGAGGAUGUUCUGAUUGAGGUGUUUCGUACUCUACACACACAAUGCAGAACAGAAUUAGACCUCCAAAGCCAUGGUCCAUUCACCAAGGACCACACACACCUUAGCAGUAAACUCAGAGAGAAUAAGAAGACAGCAGAAUUGAUAAAAACAGCAAAUCUACUGUUCAACUCUUUCGAGCCAUACUACAUGUGGGACUACAUUGCUCGCUGGUUUGAAGAGUGCUGCAGGAGGACACUGAAUGCAUGUACAAACAUUCCAAGGCAUGCUGGGAGUUUAGAUACCCCAGACCUUUCCUUGAUUGAGUUCUGUCAGCUGGUGGAUUUCCUGCUGGACAUUGUUUCCUUGCCUACUAGAAGCAUGAGGGUAAUCUGCCAGGAGACCUAUAUUGAGAUCCAGACAGAGCAUCUUCCUCAGCUGUUGUUGCGCAUGGUAGCAGCACUGACCUGUCACCUGCAGACCUUGGGUUUCGGAGAGCUCACUUACUGCCUGCGCCUCUGCUCUAAGAUCCUGAGCAAAGUACAGCCGCCAUUGGUGUCCCCUCUGGCUCUUCCCACUGCCCCCCAAACACAUGGCUUUUCCAGCUCCCCUGGCAACUCUUCUGACUCUACCAAAGAAAGCAACACAGACAAUAGAAAUCUUCCUUUACCUCUGCAAACAUCUACAAGUGGGGACUUGAGCAAAGACGGAGAACAUGCUCUCAGUUGUCACUCUUCUGAAAGUGGCUUCACAGACUAUAUCCAGUACCAAGAAAAUGGGCCAGACACAGAAGGUCCACCUCACUCAGCGCUUAAAACAGGCCGUCGCUCCUCUGUUCCAUCUCAGGCUAAACCUCUGGACAAACCAGUCAUGCAGUGCUGCUUGGAACACUUUCAACAAUUUCUCUCCAGACUCAUUACCUUGCAUCUAACUUCAGAGAAUGUGGACAAAGAUGAGAAGGACAGAGGCGAGGUGCUACAGUCAGCAAGCCUGGUAUUAGAGAGCACUGAACACAAUGGUCGAAUAGACCGGACCAAGUUAUGCUCACAGACUGGGAUGGCACAGAAAGAGUGUGUUGCUGCUUUUACUGCUGCCUGCCAGCUCUUUUUGGAAUGUUCCAGUUUUCCUGUCUACAUUGCUGAAGGAAAUGUGAAGGCCUCACCAACACAGGAGGAACAAUACAGCGAGUGGGUGUGCUUGCCAAUGUGGCUGCAAAAGCUGAUGGAUGCCUCUUGCUUGGCCAGCGACUUUUGUCUGCAAGGUGUGGCCAUUUCUCUACUAAUGGACCUGGUGGGACUCACCCAGUCCGUCGCUAUGGUGACAGCUAAGAGUGGAGCAGAUAACGGCAGCUCAGAGGCUGCUCAGCUCAUGAGCCCCAGCCAAGGUCGAGUGGCUGUUGUCAUCAGGCCCCCACUGACUCAGGGAAUCCUUCAGUACAUCGCGAACAAAACAGACGUCUUCAAGAAUGUAGCGCUGAUACUGUGGGACCAAUUGAGUGAAGGAACGCCUCAGCAUCAUCAACGCAGUGUGGAGCUCUUCUACCAGCUCCACAAUUUGGUACCUUCAUCCAGCAUCUGUGAGGAUGUUAUCAGCCAACAGCUCAUGCACCGAGACAAGAAAAUUCGGUUAGAAGCGCAUGUGAAGUUUUCUGUCCUUUGGCAUCUGACACGAGAUUUGAACAUCACCAAGUCUUCUCCUUUUAACCGCACAUUUGACAGAUCUCUUUUCAUCAUGUUAGACAGUUUGAGUUACUGGGAUCCCUGUACCAGUUCAGUUGGCCGGGCUUGGCUCAAUCAGGUCCUUCAAAGACAUGACAUUGCUCGGGUACUCGAGCCCCUUCUUCUACUGCUCCUGCACCCAAAAACCCAUAGAGUUUCCAUUCAAAAGGUACAAGCCCAGCGCCACUGGACCCCUGUUUUUCCCGGUCUGCCCGAACAAGAGCCAUCAGAACCUAUCUACAUCAGAGAUUCUGGCUUUUCUGACAAUCUCAGUCACAUGCAAAUGGAUAAGAUGGCACAGAGGGAUUUCCAAGGUCUUGAUGUGGGUGACAUGGAGCCUUUCUCUCUCACUGUUAACCCUCUGAGUGACAGUCUGUCUAUACUAAGCCUGAGUAGUGAGAAUCUACACCUAACCGGUGAAUUUCAGCCUGCUGACCAGCAGGGGGAGCCCCAUCCUUCUGAAUCAACUGGUUCUCGUUCAUCUCCAGUGGAGAAUGGAAGCUUUGAGGAGCCCGAGGUUGUAAACAGCACUGCCAAUAGUUCAGACCAGCAGCCUGCUUCUUCAGAUGAACUGUCUGAAGACUCUUUGGAGGAAACAGUAUCCUCAGUUGUAAAUGAGCUAAUAGAGAAAGUUCUACAUUUAUUAGCUAAAGAGUCUUCUGAAGUCCCAAUUCAGUCUGAAAACUGGCCUCAGACAGACUCAGAAAGUACUUCCUCAGAUACUUCUUUCGGUCCCCAUCUUGACUCUGUACAUCCUCAUAGCUCCAACCACCAGACUUUACCAGAGAUGCUCGCUGAAGGAACACUGGAGUUCCUCUGUGUCACUUCAACAGAUGUAGUGAAAGAGGAGCAGCCCCGAGAGGGCAUCACACGCCACAGUUCCUCACCUUCCAUUGUCACAUUACCCGACAACUCAGAGCUAGCCAUUUCAGACCAAAACCUGCGGGUAGAUGACACUCAGGCACGCAAACGUAGCCACAGCAGCACUCAGCUAAGCCUUAAAGGGAAAAUCCUGGAGAAGUUGUCGGACAAAUCCCCAGGAGCUAAGCCCAAAAUCAAAAAAUCAAAAAGAAAAGCGGAGCAGAGAAAGGCUGCAAUGCAGGCUGACAAAACACAACCACCUAGUAUUUUCUUUGGGGACAGCCUGGAUCUAGAGAACUGGUAUAGCUGUGGGGAAGGUGAGGUGUCAGAGAUUGAAAGUGACAUCGGCUCACCCAGUGGAUGUUCAGGUGGGACUGUUGGAGGUGUUAGUGGCGCAGGGCGUAGAUCGUCUUCUGCCUCACCUCGCUUCAAUAUCCAUCCUCUCUACCAGCAUGUUCUUCUAUACCUCCAGUUAUAUGAUUCCUCCAGGGCCCUGCAUGCCCUGUCGGCAGUUGCAGCCAUGCUCAGGGCUGCUCCCUCAGGUUUUGUCAGUGCUAUCUCUACCACCAGCAUUAACAACACCUACACCCCACAGUUGUCUUUACUCCAAAACCUCCUAGCUCGUCAUAGAGUGUCAGUCAUGGGCAAAGACUUCUACUGCCCCAUCCCUCAGGACUCCCACUCGCACUCUUUCCGCAGUGCCAUGUAUCUGGAGAUCAUCAUAUCUCUUUGCCUCUACUUCCUUAGGAGCUAUUACUCUGCCCAUGUGGCAGCAGGCCUUCAGGACUUGGCGGGAAAUCGGGCCAUGCAGCUCACCAGUAUAGAGGUCCUAACUCUUCUCUUCAACGAGCUAUCCAAAGUCACAGGGGGCUCAGCGAAGGGCUUUGCUAGUUUUAUCUCUGAUGUCCUGUCUAAGUGCAAAGUUCAAAAGGUUGUUCUCCACUGCCUGCUCUCCUCCAUAUUCAGUGCCCAAAAAUGGCAUGACCAAAGGGUGGCCGGUAUAAACAUAACCACAGUAGAGGAAGGUCUUUCAGAGGACAGUGUUAUCAACUUAUCAGAAGACCAGAUGGAUGGCGGUAGUGCUGUCCAGUCCCAGUUACUCCGACUGCUGCAGAGCCUAGUUGUACUCGAACACAGAGUUCUGUUGCCAGCUGAAGAAGGAGAACCUGCAGUAGGAGGAACAGGUGGUGUAGGAGCAGGCUGUGGCACCGGGCCUGGAUUCGAGAUCUUAGGUGGAGAAGUGGAGCAUGUCAAUCCUCAGCAGCCAAUGACAUCACUCCAGUAUCUUCAUGGACAGCCCAUCACAGCACAGGGCAUGUUUUUGUGUGCCGUAAUCAGGGCGUUGCAUCAACACCAUGCAUGUAAGAUGCACCCUCAAUGGAUUGGACUCAUCACAGCCACACUGCCAUACAUGAGGAGAGUCCUAAGAAGGGUGGUUGCCUCAGUGACCCUGCAGCUGUGCAGAAACCUGGACAAUCUACUUCACCAGUACCGCUAUGAGACUGGAAUUAGCAACACCAGACCUCAGUGGAUGGCUCUCUGCAUUCCCCCUGACUUGAUACUGACUGUGCUGGAAGGCAUCACUGCCAUCAUCCAUUAUUGUCUGCUUGAUCCCACUUCCCAGUACCACCAGUUACAAGUGAGUGUUGACCAGAAGCACCUGGCAGAGGCUCGUUCAGGCAUCCUCUCCAUUCUCCACACCAUCAUGUCCUCUGUCACACUAUUAUGGAGUGUCCUCCACCAUGCUGACAACUCUGACAAGCCAGCUGCUGCUUCCGCCGCUUCCACUUCCAACAUCAACCUGGGCUCCACAAAGAAAAUCCGUCAGCAAAUCCUUGAGCUGCUUGGCCCAAUUUCCAUGAACCAUGGCGCACACUUCAUGGCAGCCAUUGCCUAUGUUUGGAAUGAGCGGAAACAGGUCAAGACUCCAGUCAGAAAUAAAGUAAUUCCACUAGCCAGUGAAGAACAGCUGUUGCUGGUUGAGCUGGUUCGCUCAGUAAGUGCAAUGCGUACUGAGACCGUAAUGCUUACAGUUAAAGAGGUUCUGAAGCAGCCGCCAGCCAUUGCAAAAGAUAAGAAACACCUUUCUUUGGAGGUCUGCAUGCUGCAGUUCUUCUAUGCAUAUGUCCAGAGGAUCCCAGUGUCCACAUUGGUUGAUAGCUGGCCGUCCCUACUGGCGCUUUUGAAGGACUCAGUUCAGUUAGGCCUGCCUGCUCCAGGACAGUUUUUAAUACUUGGUGUUUUGAAUGAAUUCAUUUUGAAGAACCCCAAUCUGGAAAAUAAGAAGGACCAGCGAGAGCUCCAGGAUGUAACGCAUAAAGUUGUGGAGGCCAUUGGGACAAUUGCAGGUUCCUCUUUGGAGCAAACUACAUGGCUGAGAAGAAACUUGGAGGUGAAGGCCUCUCCUCAAAUAGUUGUGGAAGGAACAAACCUUGAGGCAGAUGCUGAAGAUUUAAUGCUCACAGUAAUGGAGGCAUCCAAUUUCACUCCAUCCGUCUACAGCGUUCAUGCCCUCACACUUCUGUCUGAGGUGCUGGCUCACUUGCUGGACAUGGUGUUCUACAGUGAUGAGAAGGAACGGGUCAUACCAUUGCUGGUCAAUAUCAUGCAUUAUGUAGUGCCAUACCUACGCAACCACAGCGCUCACAAUGCUCCCAGCUACCGGGCCUGCAUCCAGCUGUUGAGCAGUCUUAGUGGGUACCAGUACACACGCAGAGCUUGGAAGAAGGAGGCCUUUGACCUCUUUAUGGACCACACCUUCUUCCAGAUGGAUUCAUCCUGUGUCAGCUACUGGAGGGCAAUCAUUGACCAUUUGAUGACACAUGACAAGACCACCUUCAGAGACCUCAUGACCCGAGUGGCUGUCGCCCAGAGCAGCUCCCUCAGCCUAUUUACUAAUAGAGAUGCUGAGCUUGAACAGAGGGCCAUGUUACUCAAGCGCCUGGCCUUUACCAUUUACAGUAGUGAAGUGGACCAGUACCAGAAAUAUCUCCCUGACAUACAAGAGCGCCUGGCAGAGAGCCUGCGUCUGCCUCAGGUGCCCAUCCUCCACGCUCAGGUGUUCCUAUUCUUCAGGGUGCUGCUGCUGCGCAUGUCGCCUCAACACCUCACCUCCCUGUGGCCCACCAUGAUCACCGAACUGGUUCAGGUGUUCUUAUUAAUGGAGCAGGAGCUGCUGGCAGAUGAGGACAUAUCAAGGACGUCAGGGCCCUCUGUGGCUGGCUUAGAGACCACCUAUUCCGGAGGAAACGGCUUCUCAACCUCCUACAACAGCCAGCGCUGGCUCAACCUCUAUUUGUCGGCCUGCAAGCUGCUAGACUUGGCCUUAGCCCUACCGCCUGAGAGCCUGCCCCAGUUCCAGAUGUACCGCUGGGCCUUCAUCCCUGAAGCCUCAGACGAUUCAGGAUUGGAGGUCAGACGUCAGGGUACUCACCAGCGGGAGUUUAAACCCUACGUAGUACGACUAGCCAAGCUGUUGAGAAAACGAGCUAAGAAAAAUCCAGAUGAGGACUGCUCCACCCGAACCCUCUCCUGGGAGCCAGGCCACCUGAUGCUAACCCUGUACGUUAUCCGCAGCAUGGAACAGCUGCUACCCUUUUUCAAUCUGCUCAGCCAGGUGUUUAACAGCAAAUCCAGUAGCCGCGCCAGUCCCGCCUACACCCACAAUCCUGCAGAUAGCGCUUUCCCCGGCCACAAGGAGGGCCACAAGCUAGAGAGCCAGAAGGUGUUCUGGAGUCGAGCUCGACAGAACAUUGAGGAAAUGGUGGAAAAAGACUUUCUUGAAGGUCUUAUCAAGACGUGAGAACAAAAGCAUUCACACACCCACUGAUCAGCACUAGUGACAAACCUCAACUUGUACAUCACCAUUGGAAUACAAAUGAGGGAAAAUAAUUUGUAAAUUUUUUUUGUAUUUAUAAUUAUUUUACUUUUCAAAAGCUAUUUGGUUUUAAUUAUCUGUAUAUACUGAAACAGCCUUGAUGGUUGACUUUUAAUAUUUCAUGUUAGUCCUGCCGGACCAAUGUAAUGAUGCUGUGCCAUUCCAUAUUGACGUGACUUAAUAAAGAAAGGGUC